This is a messenger RNA of Drosophila mauritiana, 2059 nucleotides long. Its product is annotated as zinc finger protein 668. Gene Ontology annotation, cellular component: nucleus. NCBI's taxonomy places the organism in Eukaryota, Metazoa, Arthropoda, Insecta, Diptera, Drosophilidae. The transcript has 2 exons. The record is from RefSeq and is a predicted model, not a curated record. Gene Ontology annotation, biological process: regulation of transcription by RNA polymerase II. Gene Ontology annotation, molecular function: RNA polymerase II cis-regulatory region sequence-specific DNA binding; zinc ion binding; DNA-binding transcription activator activity, RNA polymerase II-specific. The coding region runs from base 58 to 1983 and encodes 641 amino acids.
GGAAACAGGGUGGCUCCUGCAUAUUAGAUUGUCGAUAGCCCUGAACAUUGUAAACAAAUGACUAGGGCGAUGGAGAACCUGUGUCAGUGCUGCAAGCUACGUCCGGGCUUGUCGGUGAAACGCGGUGGCUCGCUUCCGAAAACCCUUUGCUUGCAGUGCCUGCAUUUGGACACAUUUGGCACCAAGCCUAAGGUACCAAGCCGCGAAACCCAAAUUAAGGAGACGGUUCACGUAGAACCCUCCUCCGAAGACGGCCUGCCGGAGCAUCCUUUAUAUCCAGAAGUGCAGCUGGUAGUUAAGGAGGAGGACGCUCUAAUUAAGAAGAAGGUUAUCGAGGAAAACCACAUACAUAAUGAGGAGGUCAUAGGAGCACGCCCCAUAGUGGACGUAGAGGUUCAUGAGAAUGAUCCCGCAAGUAACGACGUGAUCCUCAUACAGGAUUCCUUCGAUGAGGAGGUAAUUCUUGAUCCUCCCGCAAAUAACGAUGUGAUCAUCAUACAGGAUUCCAUCGCUGAGGAGGUAAUUCUUGAGGAUCAUCCUGCAAAUAACGACGUGAUCAUCAUACAGGAUUCCGUCGCUGAGGAGGAGCUCCCCGUAAUUAAGGAGGAGGCUAUUGAAGUGGAAGACAUGCAGGGAGAAUACUUUAUAAUAACAGAAUGUCUGGAAGAGCCAGCAAUCGGAAGCUGCCGCGUUUGCUUGGAACAGUCUGACAAUUUAACCAAUAUAUUUGAUGACGCGAAGGAGUCCGGAAUUCCGAUUGCCACGACACUCUCUCAGUACACAGGAAUGCCAGUUGAGAAAGGCGAUUCAUUUUCUGAAUAUAUCUGUGUAACUUGUGUGGAUGUUGUGAAAAAUGCAUUUGAUGAUUUACAGGCUAAAGAAAAUACCAUCCAGAUGUACCGACAACCUAAAGAGGAAAUUAUUGACAUAGAUUCAAUACCAGUAAAAAACAAGUCAGUUGAUUAUGAAGUUACUGGGAAGCCACCGCACAGAUGCCCUCAAUGUCCAAAGAUAUUCUUACUCGCCGCCAAACUUCAAGAUCACAUUCGGACUCAUAAUGAAACGCGUACCACAGAGCCUCCACGGCUGAAAUGUCCUAAGUGUCCAAGUAUAUAUAUGAAACGCGGAUGUCUUGAAGCCCAUAUGUGGAUUCAUAGGCCCUAUGAUGAAAGAGAAUCAGAGUUGGAGCCUCCGUACAGGUGCCCGCACUGUCCAAAAGUGUUCCUUUACUCCAGCUUUCUUAAAAUUCACAUUCAGACACAUGAGAAUGUCUCCAACAGACUCUCUCGGAAGUCAUCGUACAACUGCGCGCAGUGUGCAGCGGUAUUCUCAGACGUGUCCAGCCUUAAAGACCACGUAAAAUCCCACGCGGAACAACGAACGUUCGAAUGUCCCCUCUGCCUGGUUUCCUUUCAAGAAGAAAGCAACCUAAAGAGUCACGACUGUGCUCACACUCGUUUCAAGUGCCACAAGUGUUCCAAGUUUUUUCAAAGUCAAAAUUACCUAGAUUAUCACUUCAAGAAAAAUCACACGACGAAAGGUCCGUUCAAGUGCAUAAAGUGCCAACAAACUUUUGAAAAAAGAAGCGCUCUUAAAGAACACAUCAGUUCGCAGGUUUGCGUACAAUUCCUCCGGAGUACGUCUCCUGGACAAAUAUUCCCUUGUCCCAAAUGCCCGAAAAAAUUUAGCAUAGAAGCCAAUUAUCAAAUGCACCACGCCACUCACAAGAAAGUAAAGACUGUUAUCGAGAAGCACAACUGUACACAGUGCGAAAAGUCCUACCAAAAUAAAAAACUCCUUACCAAGCACAUUUUGAGUCACAACCGGUGUGUCCACUGCCCAAUGUCCUUUACGAGCAAAUAUCUUCUGAAGCAGCACACUUGUACCCACAGUAAACAAUUAAGUGGGAGAAGGGGGCGCAGAAAUCUUAAUGUGAAAUACAACGAAUGCGACGAGUCCAACGAAAGUGAUUUGGAACCAUAGCAUAAAUAUUAUAAUAUCUCUAUAAGAAAACUCCCGCAACCAAAUAAACAAAACCGUUUGAAUUUGUAUUUUGUUA